AGUCACCUGAUCAAUUCCUGAUAAGAGAUUUGAGAUUCCCUCCUAUAUAGGCUAUCAGUCCGAGUAGAAGAAGACACAUUUGCUGUGGACUGACUCUAUGAUGGCAAUUAGGUUAGCUGUCUGUACCCUUUUUGGGGGGCUCUUCUCCUUUAUAAUAGAGGGUGCAGUGAUCAGCCAUGAGAAUGGAUGUGUAGUCAACGGGGUCACUUACAAGGAAGGGGAACGCGUAAAUAAGAACCCAUGUUCCCCCUGCACGUGUAGUCAAGGCAGGAUGAUGUGCAUGGCCAUUGAUUGUGCUCCUCCGAUGUGCGUCAACCCUGUACGGAAACCAAACCAUUGCUGUGGGACUUGUCCAGAUGGAAACAACUGUAAAUAUAAGGACGUGGUCAUCAAGUCGGGGGAUACGUACCAUCCUGACACCAACACCGUGUGCAGCUGUUCUACUGACUUCUCGUAUCUGUUCGGCCCACAUGGACACGAAGCAUUGUGUGUGCAUAAGUUAACUGGCUUCACUGGCUCCGUGUAGUUACAUUCAUCUUACUGUCUUAGAACCGUACCACAUCGAUGGUUAAAUAGAAAGUGUGUGUUACAUCAACUAACUACUUGCUAUUAUAUUCUUAAUAAUUCGCUGCGUACUGCUA
Molecule: messenger RNA, 641 nt
Organism: Haliotis rubra (blacklip abalone)
Lineage: Eukaryota; Metazoa; Mollusca; Gastropoda; Lepetellida; Haliotidae
Product: von Willebrand factor C domain-containing protein 2-like
Exons: 2
Coding region: 98-526 (142 amino acids)
Biological process (GO): negative regulation of BMP signaling pathway
Cellular component (GO): AMPA glutamate receptor complex
Molecular function (GO): protein binding
Source: RefSeq, a predicted model, not a curated record